AAAAGCGGGGAUUUCUCUGUUGCGCAUGUGCGCGCUCUCAGCCUGAUGGGAGUUGUAGUUCUGCGGGUGAAGCCCGACGUUACUAUCAAGAAACCAAACUGCAAGCUCUGGGAGUUGUUCGCUGUCCCUACCCUGCUCUGCCAGGGAGAGAACGCCAGAGGGAGGCGGCUGGCCCGGCGACAGGCUCUCAAAACCGCUACCAGCGAUGCUACUGCUGUGGGUGUCGCUGGUCGCAGUCUCGGCGCUAGCGGUACAGGCCCCCGGAGCAGGGGAGCAGAGGCGGGGAGCAGCCAAAGUGCCCAACGUGGUGCUGGUCGUAAGCGACUCCUUUGAUGGAAGGUUAACAUUUCAUCCAGGAAGUCAGGUAGUGAAACUUCCUUUUAUCAACUUUAUGAAGGCACGUGGGACUUCCUUUCUAAAUGCCUACACAAAUUCUCCGAUUUGUUGCCCAUCACGCGCAGCAAUGUGGAGUGGACUCUUCACUCACUUAACAGAAUCUUGGAAUAAUUUUAAGGGUCUAGAUCCAAAUUAUACAACAUGGAUGGAUGUCAUGGAGAGGCAUGGCUACCGAACACAGAAAUUCGGGAAACUGGACUAUACUUCAGGACAUCACUCCAUUAGUAAUCGUGUGGAAGCAUGGACAAGAGAUGUUGCUUUCUUACUCAGACAAGAAGGCAGACCCAUGGUUAAUCUUAUCCAUAAUAGGACUAAAGUCAGAGUGAUGGAAAGGGAUUGGCAGAAUACAGACAAAGCAAUAAAUUGGUUAAGAAAGGAAGCAAUUAAUUACACUGAACCAUUUGUUCUUUACUUGGGAUUAAAUUUACCACACCCUUACCCUUCACCAUCUUCUGGAGAAAAUUUUGGAUCUUCAACAUUUCACACAUCUCUUUAUUGGCUUGGAAAAGUGUCUCGUGAUGCUAUCAAAAUCCCAAAGUGGUCACCUUUGUCAGAAAUGCACCCUGUAGAUUAUUACUCUUCUUAUACAAAAAACUGCACUGGAAGAUUUACAGAAAAAGAAAUUAAGAAUAUUAGAGCAUUUUAUUAUGCUAUGUGUGCUGAGACAGAUGCCAUGCUCGGUGAAAUUAUUUUGGCCCUUCAUCAAUUAGAUCUUCUUCAGAAAACUAUUGUCAUAUACUCCUCAGAUCAUGGAGAGCUGGCCAUGGAACAUCGACAGUUUUAUAAAAUGAGCAUGUAUGAGGCCAGUGCACAUGUUCCGCUUUUGAUGAUGGGGCCAGGAAUUAAAGUCAACCUUCAGGUAUCAAAUGUGGUUUCUCUUGUGGAUAUUUACCCUACCAUGCUUGAUAUUGCUGGAAUUCGUCUGCCUCAGAACCUGAGUGGAUAUUCUUUGUUGCCAUUAUCAUCAGAAACAUUUAAGAAUGAACAUAAACUCAAAAACCUGCAUCCGCCCUGGAUUCUAAGUGAAUUCCAUGGAUGUAAUGUGAAUGCCUCCACCUACAUGCUUCGAACUAACCACUGGAAGUAUAUAGCCUACUCGGAUGGUGCUUCAGUAUUGCCUCAACUCUUUGAUCUUUCCUCAGAUCCAGAUGAAUUAACAAAUGUUGCUGUAAAAUUUCCAGAAAUUACUUAUUCUUUGGAUCAGAAGCUUCGUUCCAUUAUAAACUACCCUAAAGUUUCUGCUUCUGUCCACCAGUAUAAUAAAGAGCAGUUUAUCAAGUGGAAACAAAGUAUAGGACAGAAUUAUUCAAACGUUAUUGCAAAUCUUAGGUGGCAUCAGGACUGGCAGAAAGAACCAAGGAAGUAUGAAAGUGCAAUCGAUCAGUGGCUUAAAACGCGUAUGAAUCCAAGAGCAGUUUGAACAAAAAGUUUAAAAAUAAUGUUCUAGAGAUACAUAUAUAUCACAAGAUCAUAAUUAUGUAUUUUAAAUGAAACAGUUUUAAUAAUUACCAAGUUUUGGCCAGGUGCAGUGGCUCACACCUGUAAUCCUAGGACUUUGGGAGGCAGAGGCAGGCAGAUCACAAGGUCAAGAGAUCAAGACCAUCUUGGCCAACAUGGUGAAACCCCGUCUCUACUAAAAAUACAAAAAUUAGCUGGGCAUGGUGGCACACACCUGUAGUCUCAGCUACUCAGGUGGCUGAGGCAGGAGGAUCACUUGAACCCGGGAGGCAGCGGUUGCAGUGAGCUGAGAUCGCACCACUGUACUCCAGCCUGGCGACAGAGUGAGACUCCAUGUCAAAUAAAUAAAAAUAAAAUAAUAAUAAUUACCAAUUUUUCAUUACUUUGUAAGAAUGUAGUGUAUUUUAAGAUAAAAUGCCAAUGAUUAUAAAAUCACGUAUUUUCAAAAAUGGUUAUUAUGUAUACCUUUGUAUAACUUCUAACAAUUUAGUGGAAGUAUCAAAAGGAUUGAAGCAAAUACUGUAACAGUUAUAUUCCUUUAAAUAAUAGAGAAUAUAAAAUAUUGUAAUAGUAAUAAUAUUUAUCAUAAAACAGUUGUGUGUGAGCAUUUGAUGGUGCUUGAUGAGUUAUUUGUAUUUGAUGGGACUGUUUGGAUGUAUUUCAUGGGAGUAUCUGGAGUAUUUAACGGGAUGUAAACCCUGGAUGUACCUGAUUUUACUACUGUUUUUUUUUUUAAUAGGUAAUAUAUAUACAGGGUAAAAACUUCAAAUGGUACAAAAGGGUUAACAGUGAUCAUGAAGUCUCUAUCCUUUCUGUCUUCCCUGCCAUCCAGUUCCCCCUCCAAGAAGCAAGUACUGAAACCACCUGCUUACACAUUUUUAGAGAUUGGCCACAAAUUUAUAACCAAAUGUAUAUAUUCCUUUCCCCCUACGCAAAUGGUAACAUACUGCACACAUUGUUCUGCGUGUUGCUGCUUUUUCCUUUUUUUUUUUUCACUUAACAGUAGAUAUCUAGAGGUGAAAUUACUGAGUCAAGACUAUAUUUAGCAAAAUUACACUAGAUACUACAUAUUACCUCUAAAGAAGGUAUACUAACUGAUAAUCUCACCAUCAAUGCACGUCUUCUUAUCCUUUGCCAAAUAUUCUGUUUUUAUUUUUCUUAUGAUGAGUAAGGUAGAUCAUAUUUUCAUGUAUUUAACAGCCAUUGGAAUCUGCUUUACCAUGGCCUUUCCUAUUUCUAUUCUUUGCCUAUUUUUCUGUUGGUUGUUGGUCUUUGUUUUGUAUUACAGGCGUGCUUUAGAUAUUAGCUUUUUGUAAGAGAUCCUGCAAAUAUUUUCUUUCCAGUUUGUCAUUGUCAGUUGUCUUCUGACUUUGUUCUGAUAUUUUUUGACACGUAGAAAUUUUUAUUUUCAUGUAAGCAAAUUUAUGAAUCUUUGUACCCCAUAAGUAUAUACAAUUAUGAUUUGCCAAUUAAAAAUAUUA
Messenger RNA from Mandrillus leucophaeus (drill), 3335 nucleotides. It is a transcript of the gene ARSK, whose product is annotated as arylsulfatase family, member K. The transcript is spliced from 8 exons. Bases 206 to 1816 code for a protein of 536 amino acids. Lineage: Eukaryota; Metazoa; Chordata; Mammalia; Primates; Cercopithecidae. The record is from RefSeq and is a predicted model, not a curated record.